Molecule: messenger RNA, 228 nt
Organism: Scutellospora calospora
Lineage: Eukaryota; Fungi; Glomeromycota; Glomeromycetes; Diversisporales; Gigasporaceae
Source: the annotation of a GenBank genome assembly
AUGAGAAGAUUACGAAAUGAAGGAAGUUUAACUGAAACAUUAGAAACAAAACUUGAAGAGAUAAUUGCUUAUAUCAAUAAUUAUUUAAAAGCAAAAAAAAGACGCCAACUAAAGAAAAGAAAACUUAUUGAAGAAAAAGAUAAUAGUGAAAACAAUUCUGAAAGUCCUAAAGAAAUUGUAAAUGGAGUUAUAGAAAAUUGUGAUGUGAUAAAUUGUGAUAGUGAUAAU